UAAGCUUUCUAUAGUUUUCAGUGUAGAAAAAAUUAAAGAAAAAUAUUUUUAAUAGAAAUUGAAAAUAAAAAUAAAAUUUUUCCCCUUUCUGUAUUCAAGAAAAAGAAAUGAAACGACAAAGGGGAAAAAAAAGUGAAUAGAUGGACCUGCGAGCAGACUGAAAUAUGAUUGAAAUUACUUCGUUUUCCCCUAGAAGUCAAACAAUGAAGCACUUUAUUGUCUGUAAACUAAGCAGGUGGAGAGAUUUGUGUUCCUGAAGAGCGAGGUUGGCCCAGUGGGUGGGGCUUAGUGUAAUGGCUCCGUUCUCCACUAGAUGGCGCUGCUCAGCUUACUGGUGUGAAUUGUGGCGCCUGUAGGUGUGUACACGCAUGCGCGGGAGCAGUGAAAAUGGCGUCACCCAGCUACCCAGUCUCUAGUGUUGUAACUCUGUUCUGCCGGACCCCCAAUUGCGCACCGGUCCUUUGUCUCCAGCUUCCAUCCACUCCCCGCUUUUACACAGUCCUGACCAAGUCCCAGGCAGCACCUCUCUCCUGAGUUUUCUCUCAGAUGUGGCCGUGUUUCCCGACCCCUUACUUCUGAAGGGCUGCGGCUUUGACCCAUCCUGCCCCUCUGCGAAAGGGUCUCACCGAGCAGUGGCCGGGUGCUGGCCACACCCAGGAAUGUUCGCGGGAUCAUGCUGCUGCCGAAGCCCAGAGACCGCGGCCGGCCGGGUGCCAGCCCCCCCCAGAAAGAGUUCACGCGAUCGUGUAGCAGCAGCGCUUCAGGGAUUAUGGAAAAACACAACACGCGUCUGUCACCAGGCUUCACCCCCAGCGACCUUGUUCCAGCACCAGCGAAUGUGGUUGUUCUCCCGGGUCCACUGGGGCACACAGCCUCUACCAGAUGUCCUCCAGAGAGGGAAACCGCCUCUCCCCUGUGGCCCGAAGACCCCCGGACUUCGCUCUGCUCCUGGGGAUUCACCCUUCUCACCAGAGCACCGCCAGCAGCAACUGAAAAGGGGAAAAACAUCCUGACAGUAUAUAUUCAGACACAUACGGUCAGCAUCAUGAAGCUCUGGAUGCCUCAACUCAUGACUUUCCUCUGUAUGGUGCUACCGUCUGUGCUGGGAGUGAUAAAAGAAAAACACAACUGGGCUGAAAUGUUACUUGAGGAGUGCUGGGGACAGCCAAAUGUCCUUGAAUGCACAAAGAAGUGUUCUGGAACCUUUAAAUGUAUAAACAAAAAUCACACAUGCUGCUGGACCUAUUGUGGAAACAUCUGCUGGAAAAAUAAAGAAAUCUUUGAAAGACGUCUAAAACCCUAAUCUCCCAGCUGGACACCAGUCUGUUCUCACUGAGGGCUGGGCAGGAGCAAAUCCUUGACAAAUAAACUCAUUUAUCAACAGUGGCUUUUAGCUUUUUCAACUCCAUUUCACUACUUUUUUUUUUAACUUUAUUUUUUAUUUUUAAAAAUUUUCAUCCAAAUUAGUUAGCAUAUAGUGAAGCAAUGAUUUCAGGAGUAGAUUCCUUAAUGCCCCUUACCCAUUUAGCCCACCGCCCCAACAGAUCUCAAUGCCUGGCCUCCCUGGGCCCUCUCCAUUGUCUGCAGCCAGGAACCUGUAUCCCUUGUAAGUCAUGGCUUGGGUGAAGCUACCCCCCAUAGAAUCUACACUCUGAGAACUCAGCAAAGUCUGAGACAUCCCGCAGACCCUCUCACUCCCCAGGAUUUGCAGGGUCCAGAGAAGAAGAUGACCUGUCACUUGUCCCCCUCUCUUCUGUGCCUGUCACUGUGUCCAGGACCCCUGCCCCUUCCCAGAAAAUACCACUUGCACUAUUUCCCUUCCGCUGCCACCAUCCUGGUCCCUCUGAUGAGAACUUCGACUUGACACCCCAAAACUUACUUUCCCAGGGCCCUUUCUUUCUGUACCCAUUCCCAUCAAUAUUACUGGAUGUUUACAGGUCACGGAAGUACAGAAAUCCAAGAAUAGUUGUUUGGUUUCCCCAAGUGAUUCUCAGCCCUGAUGUACCUUUCACUACUGAGUGUACUGUUUAGUGUCUGGGUACUUGGGAUGGAGAGUCAAAAGACAUAGUUUCCCCCUCCACUCCCAUCAGUGUUCCUGGUGCUGCGUAAAGGGGCCAGAGGGCUAUCGUUUGGGAAGACCCAGAAUCUUCAUAGUGCUGUGGUCAGAGUGAUGAGGGACCAUAAGGCAGGCUGAGGGCCAAGCACAAGCUAGCAUCACCCCCCACCCCCAGGUGGGAUAUGAGAUAUUCCUCAGACACUCCUAACUGCACAAGUACAAAGGAAAGGACAGAAAACAAAUGACUAACUGAUAGAGAUCACAGUCAUACAGGACAUGGGUCUCCAUCAGUUUACAAAUAUCUUAGUAAAUUAAAAUUUAAAUAAAUUUUAAAAAUUUAGCAAAUUUAUCAAUAGCCUAGUCUCUAGAAACCUAUAGACUCAGUUUCCUGGAGUCCCUAAUAUCACCCUUCCCUCCAUAGUGAUGUGGGGAAGGAUUAAAGGCAAGAAGGAAAUGGCAGGUAAAAUUAAAUUUCUUUAUAACCUGCAGCCCAUCGACAAGUACUUGAGGCAAAUAUAGAGUAGUACACUUCUCCAGGAACAUUUGUCCUAGAGGGCCCUACCGCCUUAAUGCUUUGCUAGAGGGCAAAACAACCUUAGCUUGACAAUAGCUAGGCUUCCAGUAAUCUGUGAGUCUUUAGCUUAUGAAAGUCUCUUUGGAAACUUCCCUUUUGACUUUACCUCCCCCAAGUCCAUGGUUCUACACAACCCCAGUGAAGCUCUUCCUGCCCACUGGUCCCGUUCCCGUGCUUUAAUAAAAUCACCUUUUUGCACCAAA
This is a messenger RNA of Neofelis nebulosa (Clouded leopard), 2833 nucleotides long. It is a transcript of the gene WFDC11, whose product is annotated as WAP four-disulfide core domain 11. NCBI's taxonomy places the organism in Eukaryota, Metazoa, Chordata, Mammalia, Carnivora, Felidae. Bases 674 to 1303 code for a protein of 209 amino acids. The record is from RefSeq and is a predicted model, not a curated record. The transcript has 4 exons.